This is a messenger RNA of Mercenaria mercenaria, 1317 nucleotides long. RefSeq names its product eukaryotic translation initiation factor 3 subunit A-like. Bases 15 to 1124 code for a protein of 369 amino acids. The transcript has 2 exons. The record is from RefSeq and is a predicted model, not a curated record. NCBI's taxonomy places the organism in Eukaryota, Metazoa, Mollusca, Bivalvia, Venerida, Veneridae.
CAAAAUUUUCAGCCAUGGGAAAAUCAAAGAGAGAAAAAGCUUCUCGUGCAAGUCAGAGGAAAAGAAAAUUCGAUGAUUCAUGCAACCCGCUUUUGCAAACAAAAAAUAAGAGGUCUGGAUCUAAAAAAGAAAGAAAAUAUCAAAGCCUGUUAAAAAAUGAAAGAAAAUACUGGAACCUUUUUAGAGCAGAACAGGACUAUCUUCAACUUUUCCAUGAAGAAAAGAAUCAUCUUGAUUUAUUCAAUGAAGAAAGGGAUCAUCUUGAUCUAUUCGAUAAAGAAAGAAAUUAUCUUGACCUUUUCGAAGAAGAAAGAGAUUAUCUUGGACUAUUCGAUGAAGAAAGAGAUUAUCUUGAGCUUUACGAUAAUGAAAGGAGUUAUCUUGAACUAUUUGAAGAAGAUAGAGAUUAUCUUGAGCUUUUUGAAAAGGAACGAGAUUAUCUUGAUUUAUUCAAUGAAGAAAGAGAUUAUCUCGAACUAUUCGAUGAAAAAAGAGAUUACCUUGGAUUAUUCGAUGAAAAAAGAGAUUAUCUUGGACUAUUCGACGAAGAAAGAGAUUAUCUUGAACUAUUCGACGACGAAAGAGAUUAUCUUGACCUAUUUGAUGAAGAAAGGGUUUAUCUUAGACUAUUCGAGAAAGAAAGAGAUUAUCUUGAACUCUUUGAUGACGAAAGAGAUUAUCUUAGACUAUUCGACGAAGAAAGAGAUUAUCUUGGAUUAUUCGACGAAGAAAGAGAUUAUCUUGACUUAUUCGAUGAAGAAAGCGAUUAUCUUGAGCUUUUUGACGAAAACAGAGAAUAUCUUCAGCUAUUUAACAAAGGGAGGAAAUAUCUUCAGCUGUUUGAUCAAGAGAGAGAUUAUCUCGAGCUUUUUGAGGAUGAAAGUGAUUAUCUCGAGCUUUUCAACGACGAAAGGGAACACCUUAGUUUGUUUGAAGAGUACAGAGAAAGUCUUUCGCUGUUUGAUGACCACAGAGAGGACCUUGAUUGGUUUGAAGAAAACAGAGGUGGAGAUGCAAUGUUUGAAGACGUUGACUACUUUAGGAUGCUGGAAGAUGAACCGCCCGAAAUAGGUUCACGUGACUGGAUAGCGCUUGUUGAAGCUGGUCUAGUCGACAUGUCAUGACCAAUUACCUUGAAUUUCUCGUAGUCAGAUUAGCACUGAAGUUUUAGAAGUCUUGUUUUAAAGUAUUUGUUUUAGAUAAUAAAUUAUGUUUACUCCACUUUUUACACAGACAACAUGGACAAGUGGAACAAGUUCAGUAUUAUAUUGCUGACUGACAUUCAUCAAUUUACUCGGGCGUCUUUUAUCGGAAGAU